AUGACGGUGGAUGAGGAAGAAGUGGCCAGCACCGAAGAUACUGGAGAGGUGGACGUUGUCGAAGAGAAUCAGCGGCUGAGGGAUGAGAUCUUGGACCUGAAAUCACAGCUAGAGCUAUUGAAAGACCAAAACACGAUCCUCGAAGCUCAGCUUGAACGGCAGCGUUUUACGGCACGGCAGUUCACAUCGGACAAAAACAUUCGCUGGUAUACUGGGUUCAGAACAUUCGGACAGUUUGAGGAGAUGUUCAAACUUGUUUUGUCCACCCGUUCUGCCACCCAAGCAAGAGGUACUGCACCAAUCCUUCCACUGGAAGACUGCUUUUUUAUUGCAAUGGUGAAGGUGUGGAAGGAUUAUCCGGAAGAGGAGCUGGCACGGCUAACUGGUGUCUCCCAACCAACAAUAUCCAGGAUUAUCCGCCAUUGGAUUCCGUUGACUGCCAAUGCACUUCGCCAAAUCCCGAUCUUCCCGAGCAGAUCCCAAGUGGAUGAGCUAAUGUCACUGUCGUUCCGCGAAAUGUAUCCACGGACACGGAUUAUCAUCGAUGCGUUGGAGAUUCCGAUAGAAAAGCCAAAGAACCCCACCACUCAAGCUGCCACAUGGUCGGAAUACAAGCAACGUAACACCGUUAAAGCGCUUGUAGGAAUAACACCUGGUGGUGCUCUGUCGUUUGUGUCGCAGCUGUAUGGUGGACGGACGUCUGACAAGGAGUUGGUGAGGAGAUGCGAACUACUGAAGCUGCUGGACAAAGGCGAUGUGAUUAUGGCCGACAAAGGGUUUGACAUUGCAUCCGACGCACUUGUGUAUGGUGUUGGUGUCAAUAUCCCACCCUUUCUCCACCAUCAACAGUUCUCCGAAGAAGAUCUACUUACAACACGACGCAUUGCAUCACUGAGGAUUCAUGUGGAGCGAGCCAUUCAGCAGAUCAAGAAUUAUUCCAUCCUUCGCUUCCUGCCGAUCAGUAUGGCUGAUAUUGGAGAUGAAAUCUUUUCAUGCUGUGCCCUUCUCACUCUAUUUAAUCCACCAUUGAUGUAA
This is a messenger RNA of Sycon ciliatum, 1035 nucleotides long. RefSeq lists its product as uncharacterized. The transcript has a single exon. The record is from RefSeq and is a predicted model, not a curated record. NCBI's taxonomy places the organism in Eukaryota, Metazoa, Porifera, Calcarea, Leucosolenida, Sycettidae. The coding region runs from base 1 to 1035 and encodes 344 amino acids.